Messenger RNA from Daphnia pulicaria, 945 nucleotides. RefSeq names its product adhesive plaque matrix protein-like. Lineage: Eukaryota; Metazoa; Arthropoda; Branchiopoda; Diplostraca; Daphniidae. Gene Ontology annotation, cellular component: extracellular matrix. The transcript has 3 exons. The record is from RefSeq and is a predicted model, not a curated record. The coding region runs from base 96 to 815 and encodes 239 amino acids.
AACCAGUAUAAAUAAAGGCAGUGACGAGCUUGAGAUUCAUCAGUGUAUCCAAUCCUCUGAACAAUCUCAGACACUAGUAAUAUUCUUGAGCCAACAUGAAAUUCGUCAUUAUCGUCGCUUUGGCAGUUGCUGCACUUGCCGCUGAAAAGCCGUACUACCCCAAACCAGCCUAUCCGGCACCAGCUUAUCCAUCAUACGAAAAAUCUUACGAUUAUGCCCCCAUGCCAUACUCAUUUGACUGGGCCGUUUUGGAUGGACCAAGCUACAACGACUUUGGACACAAGGAAACCAGCGAUGGCAAAGUCGUGACUGGAACCUAUUACGUCAAUCUCCCCGACGGCCGACGACAGAUCGUCACCUACAAAGCGGACGACUAUGGUUACGUCGCCGACGUCAAAUACGAAGGCCAGGCCAAAUACGACGAAUACAAGCCCGCAUACCCAGCCUACCCCAAACCCGCAUACCCCGCUCCAGCUUACCCAAAGGCUUCCUACCCUGAGCCAUCCUACCCCAAGCCAACUUAUGCUCCAAAGGCCGCCUAUCCUUCUUAUUCUACUCCAGCUUAUCCUUCAUACCCCAAGCCUUCUUAUCCCAGCUACCCUCGCCCGGCAUACCCUAAGCCAAGUUAUCCCGCCCCGACUACCACCGAGGCCGCCACUGAUGCUCCCGCUCCAGUUGUAGAGAAAGUCGCAGAAAAGAUUGAGGAAGUCGUUGCUGUUGAACCUGUUGCUGAAGUAGCCGUUGCUGCCGAGGCUGAGAUUGCCGUUGCUGCGGAACCAAUUGCCGAGCCAGAGACUUCAACCGAUGCCGUUUAACUCCUCAGACGAUUAGCCCUAUAAAUAUUCUUCGCAAGAACAUUCAUAAUUUAUGUAAAGCCAUCCUGUUUUCCGUUUUUUUCUGCAAUUAUGCCAAUUGCCUCAUGAAUACAAUUAUCGUUAUAUUCAA